Carassius gibelio (silver crucian carp) is the source of this 13169-nucleotide messenger RNA. It is a transcript of the gene fat1b, whose product is annotated as FAT atypical cadherin 1b. Gene Ontology annotation, molecular function: calcium ion binding. The record is from RefSeq and is a predicted model, not a curated record. The transcript has 27 exons. Gene Ontology annotation, biological process: homophilic cell-cell adhesion. Bases 1 to 13008 code for a protein of 4335 amino acids. Lineage: Eukaryota; Metazoa; Chordata; Actinopteri; Cypriniformes; Cyprinidae. Gene Ontology annotation, cellular component: plasma membrane.
AUGGAAGAUGCAUUGUCUUUUCAGUUUACUCAUCCACUUUACAAUGUAAUGAUAUAUGAAAAUUCAGCCGCAAAAACCUUUGCUGAAUGCCCCAUAAAAAUGGGUAUUUUUAUGACAAACCAGUCUUGGGACAUUUGGUACAUAAUAGAAUCCGGGGACCAUGAUAAUUUAUUUAAAGCUGAGAAGUAUGUUUUGGGUAAUUUUUGUUUCCUGCGAAUAAGAACCAAAGGAGGGAAUUCUGCCACUCUCAAUAGGGAAAUAAAAGACCACUAUAUGCUGACUGUAAAUGCUAUUGAAAGAUAUACUGGUGCUGAAACUCAAACACAAGUUAAAGUGCAAGUUCUGGACACGAAUGAUCUCAGACCGCUUUUCUCACCGACUACAUAUAGUUUUUUUGUACCCGAAAACUCAGCCAUCAGAACAAGCGUAGGCAGAGUUUUCGCCACAGACGCUGACACAGGCACUAAUGGAGAGUACUAUUUCAGCUUCAAAGAGUGGACUGACAUGUUCUCCAUUCAUCCUACUAGCGGGGUUAUAACUCUGACAGGCAAGCUGGAUUACUCUGAGGUGGCUGUUUAUGAGAUUGAUGUGUUGGCUGUGGACAGAGGUCUGAAGCUCUAUGGGAGUAGCAGCAGCAGUAGCACAGCAAAGCUAAAGGUGCACGUGCUGCCGGCCAAUGAACAUGCACCUGUCAUCACAGCUGUCCCCUUAACUCCAUGGAAUGCAACCAGUGAUCCCACUUAUGCGUAUGUGACUGUGGAGGACGCCGAUGAAGGGCACAAUGGCGAGAUUGCCUCUUUGAGCAUCGUAGCUGGAGAUCCACUCCAGCAGUUCAAGGCCUUCAGAACAAACCCUGGGAGCAAAGAAUACAAAAUCAAGGCCAUCAAAGACGUGGAAUGGGAGGGUUAUAGAUUUGGGUGCAAUCUUACAUUGCAGGCCAAAGAUAGGGGGAACCCUCCAAAGUUUUCCUCAGCGAUAGUUGUGAGAGUGAGAUCGCCCGGAGAAUACACAGAAACUCCUACAUUUGAGAAGAGCGUCUACAGAGUUACUCUCAGUGAGUUCGCACCUCCUCACUCUCCUGUAGUUAUGGUCAAAACUGUACAGAAACAUUCAAAGAUUAACUACUUGUUACAAUUUAAGAUGCAACAACAUGAGAAUCCAUUUGUCAUUAAUCCAAACACGGGUCUUAUCACCACCGUGGCGCCCGUAAAAGCAGAAAGUGUCAGUCAAUAUGAAUUUGAUGUUGUUACGAGUGACAGACGAGCAGUGGCCAAGGUGGUCGUCAGUAUAAGCGAUGUGAACAACAAUGCACCAGUGUUUCAAAAGUCUAAUUAUGAAGCCAGUAUCGCUGAACACGUGCCUAUUGGGACCAGUGUCUUGACAGUCAGUGCUACCGACAAAGACGACGGCGAAAAUGGCUAUGUCACCUACAGUAUUGUCAAUGUGAACAAACAGCCUUUUGUAGUGGAUUAUUUCACCGGUGUCAUAAGCACCGCAGAGGAUCUAGAUUAUGAGACGAUGAAGAGAAAAUUCUCCCUAAGGAUUCGGGCGUCAGACUGGGGAUCCCCUUUCCGCCGUGAGGCAGAGACUGUUGUUUCAAUCACUCUCACCAACCUGAACGAUAAUAAGCCACACUUCGAGAAUAUAGAUUGUGAUGUUACUGUGCCAAGAUCUCUAGGGGUCGGUGAACAAAUAAUAGUGGUGUCUGCCAUCGACGCUGAUGAUCUUGGCAUAGUGCAGUACAGAAUUGACAGUGGUAAUAACAUGAAUCUGUUCGAAUUGGAUUCCAGCUCAGGGGUGCUGACACUUAAAAAGUCGCUGAGCGAUGGCAAUGCAGCCAAACAGUCUUUCCACCGCCUGCAAAUAACUGCCAGCGAUGGAGAAAUAUCAAGUAACCCCAUGUUCCUAAAUCUAACAGUAGUUAGUGCUUUUAAACAUGUCCGUUCCAAAUGUGCAGAGACUGGCGUUCUGAGAACUUUAGCCGGGAUGCUGCUUUUUGGCUCUAAACGACACAGUCAGAAAGAAGCAGAAGAUGAAUUCGCAGACAUCCAUUCUGUUAACCACCACACUCCACGGUUUAUAGAGUCCACUCCAACUGUAAUAGAAGUUAAAGAGGACCUUCCUGUAGGGACAAGCGUAGCACUCCUCAGAGCUGCCGAUUCAGACUCAGGCUUCAAUGGGAAAUUGCUUUUUGUGAUCUCAGGGGGAGAUUUUGAUAGUUGUUUCACGAUAGAAUCUGACACAGGGUGGCUUAAAGUUUUCCAGCCACUUGAUCGAGAAACAACAGACGACUACACUCUCAACAUCACCGUUUAUGACCUUGGCUCACCGCAGAAAUCCUCAUCUCACAUGGUAAAUGUUAACAUUUUAGACGUAAAUGACAACAGUCCAGAGUUCCUUCAGUUGGAGUAUUCAGUGGAUAUAAGGGAAGACACUGCUAUGGCGACAGACAUCAUUCAGCUUGAAGCGAAAGAUAAAGAUUUAGGGGUCAAUGGAAUGGUUAGAUACUCGUUUCUUACCAAAACAGACAAAUUCGUCAUACAUGAAGAAACAGGGAUUGUGACUGUUAUGGGUCCAUUAGACAGAGAAGCCAAUCCGUCAUUUGUUUUGAAGGUGGCUGCUUUUGACGCUGCAAUUGAUGAGCCUAAAAUGGUAUCAACAGCAUUAUUAUAUAUUAAUUUGGAGGAUGUGAAUGACAAUGCCCCUACAUUUAUACCCCAACAAUACCAUAUCAGAGUCAGAGAAGACAUUCCAGUGGGCACCUUAGUGCUCUGGCUUGAAACUCACGAUCCUGACCUUGGCCUGUCUGGACAGGUGAGGUACAGUUUAACAGAUGGGGAAGAUGGAAGCUUUCAAGUGGAUAAAAUGACUGGAGCUGUUUACGUCUCUCAGACUCUUGAUUUCGAAACAAGACAAGUAUAUAAUCUGACAGCAAAGGCCAAAGACAGAGGCAAGCUGAAGCCUUUAUCCUCAUCCUGCUUCAUUCAUGUGGAGAUUGAGGAUGUCAAUGAGAACUUGUACAGCCCGUCCUUCCCAUUCUUUGUGGACUGGGGAGCUGUGAGUGAGGACGCCCCAGCUGGCACUUCUGUUCUGAAAGUUACAGCUCACGAUGAGGACAGCGGCAGGGAUGGAGAAGUUCGCUACUCCAUACGAGGAGGUUCAGGCCUUGGUGUGUUCACCAUUGAUGAAGACAGCGGCAUUAUAAGGACACAAGAGAUCCUCGAUCGUGAGACUUCGAAUCAUUACUGGCUCACAAUCUAUGCUACCGAUCAAGGAAUUGUGCCUCUUUCCUCAUUUGUGGAGGUCUACAUCGAGGUUCAAGAUAUUAAUGAUAAUGCUCCACUGACAUCAGAGCCUGUGUACUAUUCUUCUGUAUCUGAGAACUCUCCCAAAGACGUCUCUGUCAUCCAGAUCCAAGCAUUUGACCUGGACACAAAAUCAAGUGAUAAUCUCUCAUAUAAAAUAACCAGUGGAAAUCCACAGGGAUUUUUUGUCAUUAACACCCAGACAGGGUUGGUGACAACAACAUCUCGGAAACUGGACAGGGAAAAGCAAGCGGAGCAUCUUCUUGAAAUCACUGUUUCGGAUGAUGGCAGCCCAUCCAAGUCUACAGUGGUUCGUGUUAUAGUCAGCGUAUUGGAUGAAAAUGACAACAGUCCCCAGUUUUUGGAAAAGAGCUUUAAAAUCAAGCUUGUGGAACGACCAGAGGCAGUCGAAUGGGAGCCAAUUUAUCGAGUGAUUGCUUAUGACAGAGAUGAGAGUCCCUCCUCUGAUAUCUCUUACACAAUCGAGGAGGGUGAAGAGCACGGGAAAUUCUUCAUUGAUCCCACAACUGGGUUUGUGUACUCCAAAGAGGUUUUUUCAGCGGGGGAGUAUCAUAUUCUCACGAUUAAAGCAUCAGACAGUGGAAGGCCUUCAAAGUCAUCCAUCUGUCGGUUGCACAUUGAUUGGAUUCCAAAGCCUAAGCUGGCUAAACAACCGCUGGCGUUUGAGGAGAUUCCACUCUCAUUCUCUGUGAUGGAGAAUGAUCCAGUAGCCCAUAUGGUGGGAGUCAUCAGCGCUCAGCCACUUGAGUCCCCUGUAUGGUUUAAAAUCAAAGGUGGAAACGCUGACAGCCACUUUGACGUGGAGAGGGCAAGUGGCACAAUCAUCAUCGCUGGCGCUCUAGAUGCUGAACGGCAGUCAAAUUACAACCUCACUGUUGAAGCAACAGAUGGAACAAGAUCUAUCAGCACUGAGGUUACAAUUCAAGUUAUUGACACAAAUGAACACCGCCCCCAGUUUGGACAAAACCAAUAUGAGAUAAGUAUUUCAGAGGAAACUCAGCCUGGUAUGAAGAUACUGGAAAUAAAUGCAACAGAUAAAGAUGAGAAGAACAAAUUAUCCUACACACUGUUGAGCAGCACAGACUUAUUCAGCCUGAAGAAGUUUCGUCUUGAUCCUGCAACAGGCUUUCUAUACACUACUGAAAAACUGGACCAUGAAGCCAUGCACAGACACAUCCUCACAGUAAUGGUUAGGGAUCAAGGUGUACCUGUGAAGAGUAAUGUUGUGAGAGUGAUCAUCAAUGUGGAGGACAGUAAUGACAAUACACCAUGGUUCACCAGCUCUCAGCACACUGCCCGUGUGUUUGAGACAGCUGCGAUUGGUUCAUCUGUGUUACAGGUCACUGCUCUGGACAAAGACAAAGGCCUAAAUGCUGAAAUCCUUUACAACAUAGAUUCAGGAAAUCAUGGAAAUUCCUUCAAAAUUGAACAUUCUUCAGGCAUUGUAACAGUUGCAAGAGAACUUGAUCAUGAAUACAAAGACCGGUAUGAAUUGGUAAUUAAAGCAUCAGAUAAAGGAGAACCGCCUCUCAGUGUGGUUACAACCGCCAAGAUCACGGUCACUAUCUCGGAUAAUACCAAGCCAAAGUUUCCCUUCAGUUCAAAAUCAGCUGAAGUCAGUGAAUCUGUCCCUGUUGGGAGUUUUGUAACUUUAGUUUCAGCCUUCAGUCAAUCAACCAUCUACUAUCAGAUCAAAGAAGGAAAUGUGAAAAGCGCAUUUGACAUCAAUCCAAACUCUGGUGCUGUCAUCACAAGGAAAAAGCUGGACUUUGAAACCCUUUCGUCAUAUAAACUGAUUGUGCAAGGGUCAGACAUGGCUGAAAGGUCAAGCAGUGUCACAGUAAAUAUUAACUUAAAGGAUGAAAAUGACAAUGCUCCUGUUUUCACUCAACCUGAAUUCACUGGCUUCAUCAGUGAGUCAGCCAUUGUAAGAAGUGUAGUUCUAACUUCUCAGAAUGUUCCACUUGUUAUUCGUGCAACAGAUGCAGAUCAGCACGCAAACGGCAGGCUUGUUUAUGAGAUUGUGGAGCCAAUUGCUCAUAACUAUUUUUCUAUCGAUUCUGGGACCGGAGCUAUUCAAACUCUCAGCAUUCUGGAUUACGAGCAGAAAAAGGUGUUUUUCUUCCAAGUUCAGGUCCAUGACACUGGAAUGCCACGUUUGUUUGCGCGAAACACUGCCAAUGUGACUAUACACGUCAUUAACAUCAAUGAUUGUGCUCCAAAAUUCACUCAGGAUUUAUAUGAGACAACACUCCUUCUUCCAACCUACAAAGGAGUUAAAGUGACAACAGUAAAGGCUACAGAUGAGGACUCACUACCAGACACCAAACUGCGCUUUGAACUUUUAGAUGGCAACAUAGGGAACAAAUUCAAGCUUGAUCCAACUUCAGGGGAUAUUUUUGUGCAAAAUGCCACACAGUUGCGGAGCAGGUACAGACUGACAGUCCAAGUCUCUGAUGGAAGCUUUACUGGCACUGCAACCAUUAAAGUCAGUGUUAAAGAAAAUAAAGGUCACAAUCUUAAGUUUACUCAGGAAAUUUUCACCGCCUAUGUGCAGGAAAACUCAGCGGAGAAGAAAACCCUGGCAAUCCUCACUGUGGUUGGAAAUAGAGUCAAUGAGCCUUUGUUUUAUUCUAUUCUCAACCCUAACAGCAAAUUUGAAAUGGGACGCACAUCUGGAGUCCUCUUCUCCACAGGCAUUCCAUUUGAUCGUGAGGAGCAGGAUUUGUACGAAAUCUUUGUGGAGGUUACAAAAGAGCCAAGGUUAAACAGUACUGCCCAUGUGCUUGUGAGAGUGCACAUUGAAGAUGUGAAUGAUAAUGCCCCCGUCUUUGUAGAUCAGCCGUAUAACGUCAUUGUUCCAAUUGACAAAACCGUGGGUUCGGUUUUCAGGAAGGUGAACAGCGUGGACAAAGAUAUCGGCAGAAACGCAAAGGUUACGUACCAUUUGAAAGGGCAUGAUAAAUAUUUUCAGGUAAGCCCUUCUGGAGAAAUCUCUCUUAAGAGACCUCUUGAGUUUAAAAGCAUUGGCAAAUUCGUCAUUAACAUCACCGCACAAGACGGAGGUGAACCACAACUGUUUUCAAAAGCAGAGGUUGUUAUUUCAGUGGUAAACAAAGCUACACCAAUGUUUGAAAGACCUUUUUACAAGCUUGAAAUCCCUGAGAAUGUGCAAGUGCGUACAUCUGUACUGCAAGUCGUAGCCAAUCAAUCUGCAGGCCCUCGUACGGUCUACAUCAUCUGUGGGGGAAACCCAUUCAAUCAGUUCUACAUUGAUUUCAAUUCAGGACUCAUUGAAGUCAUCCAGCCAUUGGAUUAUGAGGCUCAUCCUGCAUAUCGGUUAUGCGUCCAGGCGACAGACUAUUUAACAGGUGCCAACUCUGAUGUUUUUGUAGAUAUCAUAUUGGAAGACGUCAAUGACAAUGCACCCAAAUUUGAAGUGGCAAUGUAUAACAUCAGUAUCUCUGAAUCUGCUGUAAUUGGAACCUCUGUGCUACAAGUGGUAGCCAUGGACUCUGACACGGGAAGCAAUGCAAUUCUAUUUUAUCAGUUGUAUGAAAAGGAUGGAAACACUUCAGAUCACUUCAGAAUAGAUGUUGAGAGUGGAGUCAUAUGGACUGCAGGACUAUUGGACCAUGAAACCCAAUCACAGCAUGAACUUAUUGUAAAAGCACUUGACCAUGGAGUAGUUCAGCUGUCUGCUGAGGUCCAAGUGAUCAUACAUGUUACAGAUCUUAAUGACAACCCACCUGUUUUUGCACACCAGCUUUAUAAUGCCACAAUAAACAAAAUUACUUCUCCAGGGCAGCUUGUGACCUGUGUUAAAGCAUAUGAUGCUGACAACUAUGGAACCAGUCAGCUUGAGUAUGCUAUUUUGUCUGGAAAUGACAACAAUAUCUUUGCCAUUGAUGCAUCAAGUGGAGAAAUUGUGAUUGCCAACUUAAGCCAGCAGUCUCUUGAGCACUUAUACAGCUUAAUUUUGUCAGUAACUGAUGGUGUUUUUAGAAGUACUGCUGAGGCAAACAUCUAUAUGAUGGGCGAGAACAGUCACAGCCCAUCAUUUACCCAGGAUGAGUAUGUUAUUGAGCUCGCUGAAAACUCUCCAGUUGGUACGUUGGUUGGACAAGUUGAAGCCAUUGACAAAGACCCAGGGAUAUAUGGACAAUUGACAUUCUUCAUUGUAAAUGAUAUCGCCAGGGAUAAAUUUACCAUCAACGAUGAUGGCCAGAUUCACACAGUAGAGAGUUUUGACAGAGAAAACCCUGAGGAGAAAAUAAUUAGCAUUAGUUUAAUGGCUAAAGAUGGAGGUGGUCGUUUAAGCUUUUGUACUGUUCUUGUAACUCUCUCUGACGUGAAUGACAAUCCACCCAAAUUCAGGCUUUCAGAAUAUAAAGUUACUGUACCAGGAGACUCUACCAGCGGUACGACAGUGAUAAAAACAUCUGCAGUAGAUGAAGAUGAUGGAAGUAAUGCUGAUAUAAUUUACACUAUUGACUCUGAUAUAGGGCACUUUGAAAUUCAUCCACUUAGUGGUGCAAUUGUCACAAAGGAGAGUCUAAUUGGGCUGGAGAAUGGCCUUUAUUCCUUACUUGUGAAGGCUAAAGAUUCUGGAAGCCCACCAAGGCAAUCUGUUAUUCCUGUUUCAAUUAGAAUAGCCCCCCCUGAAACAUCAAUCCUAAAGUUUGCAGAGCCGUCACUGUGGCUGGAGCUUUCAGAAGACCUGGCUGUCGGAAGUGAGAUGGAUAUCUUCCAAACCGAGAAUGAGCGGCCUGUGAUCUACAGCCUUGUUGGCGGGAACACUCCUGAGAGUAACAAAGAUGAUGUCUUUGCUAUUGACAGCAGUACUGGAAAGCUUACACUCACAAAAAGACUAGACUAUGAAACUAUUAAAUGGUACCAGCUUGCAGUACAGGUCAGAGAUGCUGAGGAUAGCAUGGAAAUUGUCUCAAUUAUAGAUGUGAGUAUCCAUCUCAAGGAUGUCAAUGAUAAUAGCCCACAGUUUGAGUCCUACCCCUACCAGUCAUAUAUUGUUGAAAACCUACCGAAAGGGACUUCUGUAGUGCAGGUCAAGGCAACCGAUCUGGAUUCAUGGCUGAAUGGUCAGGUCACUUAUACUCUGCAUGGAAUCCAGGAGCGGUCCGACGUUCUGGAGAUGUUUGCAGUGGACAGUGAGUCGGGCUGGAUAACCACCCUCAAAGAGAUAGACAGAGAAACGACAGAGCGAUAUCGAAUCACAGUGCUGGCCACAGACAGAGCCCAAGGGCUACAGAUGACAGGCACUACUGUUGUAGAAGUGACAGUUGUGGACACAAAUGACAACCCUCCCUUAUUUACUGAAGCAGUUUUUAAAGGCACUGUGAGAGAAGAUGAAUCCACACCAGGCACUGUUGUCACUAUUCUUAGCUAUACUGAUUCUGACAGCGAGGAGGUCAACAGGAGGUUCAGCUGCUUUAUCACAGGUGGAGACCCGCAGGGCCUGUUUGAUGUGAGGCACACAGAUGGUGUUUGGGUGGUCGCUGUCAGCAAAACCCUGGACAGGGAGGAGAGAGAUUUCUAUCUUUUAAACAUCACAGCCACCGAUGGAACCUUUGAGACAAAGGCUACAGUGGAGAUCAGUGUCCUUGAUGCAAAUGACAACAGUCCUGUUUUUGAGAAGGAUGUGUAUACUCAAACUAUUCCUGAAGAUGCUCUUGUUGGAAGACAAAUUCUUCAAGUCACAGCCACUGAUGCAGAUAUCCAGUCAAAUGCGGAAAUCACGUACCAGCUGAGUGGCAGUGGAGCUGAAUCAUUCACAAUUGAUGCCAAAACAGGGGCAGUGAGAACACUGGUUACCCUGGACAGAGAGAUGACAGAGGUGUACAACUUAACUGUGCGUGCAGUGGACGGAGGCGAUCGUUUCUGCCAAGCUUCUGUGUUCAUCACCGUCGAUGACGUUAAUGACAACAGCCCCAAAUUCACAUCUGACCAACAUCACAUUAGUAUUUUUCAUAAUACACAACCUGGGACAUACGUGGCACGACUAGAGGCCUUCGAUGCAGAUAUUGGGAUGAACGGUAAAAUACGUUACACAUUUGAGGACUCUGCCGGGGGUCUGUUUUCAAUCGAGGAGAGCUCAGGAAUUAUCAGUUUAGAAAGGUCUCUGGACAGACAGAUGAAGGCCACACAUGUGCUGAGGGUACGAGCGACAGACCAUGGCUCUCCUCAUAGACUGUCCUCUCUCAGCUCUGUGGUGGUGACAGUGCUGGACGCUAACGACCGUCCACUGGCGUUUGAGCAUAGGGAAUACGUUUCCACAAUUCCUGAGGAUGUUACGGUAGGGACAAAGCUUUUGAAUGUCUUUGCUGCAAGCAGGGACCGGGAAUUGACCUCCCAGACAACAUACUCUAUCACCAGCGGCAAUGAGCAAGGAGCUUUCCGAAUUGAUUCACAGACAGGUGACAUCUUUGUGAUGGAGCCGCUGGACUAUGAGGCUUCUCCUCAGCACUUCCUGACAGUGAAGGCCACAGGAAAAGAGUUGCUCAGUGCCAUAGCUACUGUUACUAUUCACCUCCUUGACAUCAAUGACAACAGCCCCGUGUUCAGCCAGAAGAUCUACUCGGCUGUAGUCAGUGAGGACGCCAAACUCGAGAGCACAGUGCUGACGGUACUUGCGAAUGAUUUUGAUGGGCCUUUAAACAACCGAAUCCACUAUUCCAUUGAGAACAACAACCAAACGUGUCCAUUCAUCAUGGAUGCAGUUAGGGGUGAACUGCGACUGGCCCAACAGUUGGACAGGGAAAAGGUAGCGAGUUACAUGCUGACCGUUGUGGCAUCCGACAGUGGAAAUCCCCCCAAGUCCGACAGUGCUGCAAUCAACAUGUCUGUGUCUGAUGUGAAUGAUAAUCCUCCUGUCUUCUCUCAGGCUAACUACAGUCUCAUCAUCCAGGAGAAUCUGCCUUCAGGUGCUGCUGUGUUACAGCUCAAUGUGACAGACAACGACUCCCCCCAAAAUGGGCCUCCUUUCUCCUUUAGUAUUUUGAAGGGUGAAGAAACAAGUCCCUUCAUCAUAGACCAGCAGGGUGUGGUAAAGACAGCUGGACCAUUGAGAAAGGGUCAGCAUAUACUUCAAGUGCAGGUGUCUGACAGUGGAAGGCCCCCACUGACAUCGGUCACAUCUGUCAGUGUGCUUGUAGCACAGACGAGUGUGUAUCCUCCAUCUGUUGUUUCUCUGGAUGUUUUCAUCAUGAUCUUGGAAGAUGAGUAUUUAGGAGGCAAGCUGGGCAAGGUCCACGCCACAGAUCAAGAUGAAUAUGAUACACUCACAUUCAGUCUGGAGCCACAGUCACACAGCUUGUUCUCCGUCGUUGGCACGGAUGGCAGAUUGUUGGCCCGCGGAGGCUUGGACGUGGGUCAUUACCAGCUUAAUGUCUCAGUGAGUGACGGACGUUUCUCAGCCUUAGCCAGUGUCACAGUGAAUGUGCUGCAGGUCACAGAGCAGAUGCUGGACAGUUCUGUUUCUGUGCGCUUUGCUGGCAUUGCUGCAGAAGAUUUUAUCCAGGACCACUGGAAAAACCUCCAAAAAGUGGUGCGCAGUGUCGCCGGAGUCCGCAGGGGUGCCCUGCAGUUGAUCAGUAUACAGCCUGCAGAAACUGGCGAUGGCCUGGAUGUUCUUCUGUGCUUUGAUAAACCAGGACGAGAUGGAAGAUCGCUGGAAGCCUUCUCUCAGAAGCUCAGCUCUUCCAGAGCAGCCAUCAAAGAGAUGACAGGACUACAUGUAGUGCGGGUUUUGAAUAGUCAGUGCUCAAGCUCUGAGUGUCCUGGCAGCGUGUGCAGACGAGUGGUGCUGCUUAACCAGACCAGUAUGACCACCUACAGCACUGCCCGAGUGAGCUAUGUCACACCCAGACACCACAUGACAGCCAAAUGCCUGUGCACAGACAGAAAGUGCCUGAAGCACAUAACCACAUGUGAAAACAGCCCAUGUCCUCAGGGCUACGAGUGUGUGUCAGGUUUUGAGGAGGACAAACACAGCUGCGUAUGCACAGGUGCUGCCAAAGUCAAAUGCUCAGGAGGAUCUUCAAUGACAUUUAGUGAGAGCAGCUACAUUAAAUAUCGCCUGAGAGAAAGCAUGAGAGAACUUAAGCUCACGCUCAAGUUAAAAACUCUCUCAAGAGAAGGAACAGUAAUGCUUGCCAGAGGAAGAAGCCACAGCAUUUUAGAGAUUGUGGAGGGCCGACUGCAGUUCCAGUUUGACUGCGGCUGGGGUCUCGCUACAGUUUCUGUGCACAGCGUCCUGGUGAAUGAUGGACAAUGGCACAUGGCAGAACUUGAGGUGAAGGGUAACUAUGCCAGGCUGGUUCUGGAUCAGCUCCAUUCUGCAUCAGGCCUCGCGCCCGGCCCCCUCCACUGCCUCAGCCUGGGCGACCAGGUGGUCCUGGGGGGACGCACUCAACACUUCGCUUCCAGACUCAGGCGUAAUCUGCCUGUGUCAGACAGCCUACAGGGCUGCAUGGACUCUGUGCUGUUUAAUGGACAGAGACUGUCCUUGGACUCAAGUGGUCCAUUAGGGGUUGCCAUUGAGGACAUGGUGGGAGUGUCUCCUGGCUGUGUCUUCUUCCCAUCUCCAGACUGCUCCAGUAAUCCUUGCCUCAACGGAGGGAGCUGCUUAAUGAGGCAGAGUGGAGGCUAUGUCUGUGAAUGCAGUACUUUAUUCUCUGGGACUCACUGUGAGGUCAAGAUCAGUCCUUGUGACUCCAACCCCUGCCUGUAUGGAGGAACCUGCAUCCAGAAUAACCUGGACUACUACUGUAAAUGCAGGGGCCACUACUCAGGUCAAAGGUGUCAGAUAGGUCCGUACUGCAAGGAAAAUCCAUGCCAGAAUGGUGGACAUUGUAUAGACGGUCUUGAUGGACCCAUCUGUGAGUGUGAACCAGGAUUCAAAGGAGAAAGGUGCAUGAUCGAUGUGGACGAGUGUGUGGACAGGCCUUGCUUCAAUGACGGCCAUUGUGUCAACACAUAUGGAUCCUUUAACUGUUCCUGUUUGGUGGGAUUCAGUGGGAGACUGUGUGAAAUGGACACAGAAGUGAGGAACCAAGUUGCAUCUUCGUCCUGGAACUCUUGGAUUGGAGAGCUGGUUGCAAUGCUGGCCUUCUUGACAGCCAUCUUUGUUUUGACGUUGUUUUUCUUAAUAGUGUGGAAAGGAACCUUCAAACCUGACAAGAGCGAUAAAGUACUUGAUAAGUACAAAGAUGUUGAUUCUUACAUUCAAAGGUCCAGCGUAUACAACCAAGCCCGAAAAGAAUCGUGCCCGGACACACCUCCGCAGGUCCCAGUGCGACCCAUCUCCUACACGCCCAGCAUUCCUGGAGAAUGUCGAAACAACCGAGGCUCUGUGCCUGAGUUCAGCAGCUUCACGCCAGAUCCACUCUUUGGUCUUAGGAAGACUGUGGCUGUGUGCAGUGUAGCCCCUAAUCUACCACAUCGCAAGGCGUUCCAUUCACACUCCAAAAAUGAUUCCAUACAACAAAUGGACUGGGAUGAGGAGUAUGAUGAAAAAGUCCUAGACCUGACUUCCUGUUUAGCAGCUGAGGAUGACAGUAUUUCCUUUACACAUGAAAAUAGAGGUCUGCAGUCCAUGAGCUCUCUCCAAGCAGACGUCAUGGAUGACAACACCUCCAAAGUGAAACACCCUGUCAAAACAUAGAUUGACAUGGUGAGAAACAGGUUAUUACUGGGAUAGCUCAGAUUGUCUUCAGAAUAUCUACUCUCCUGGGAUCCAAGGUUUUCUCCAGUAUGAAUUUGUGCAGAUGCCCUCCUCCAUGCACACUGCUCCAGAAAUUCUCGACAUGGACUACCUUACUGGUG